GAAUCUCAUGGACAGAGCAGCCCGGUGGGCUACAGUCCGUGGGAUCCCAAAGAGUUGGAAACAACUGAAGUGACUUAGCAUUAUAGCUAAGCAGUUAGUCCUGAUAGCAGCUGGCUUCAGUGUGCUUGCUGAAGUCCACAACAAAUGAAGCAUCCUGCUGAUGUCCUGAGCAGAUCACCUGAGCCAGCUGAGCACCCAGCAGAUGCUCACCCACUUUGACUUAAUGAUUAGCUUCUGUGGUCGUGUAUAUAUCCUCUUUACAUAUACAAAUUGGCACAAGCAUUUAUUCAACAAGUAUUUGAGUAUCUACCCUGAGUUAUGUACUAGGCUGGGGCUGGUGAGGAGACAGAUGUUAAACAAAUGAAUGCAAACACUUAAGUAGUGGCAAGAGUUCUAAAGAAUUGCAUCUGGGAGAGUAGCAGGGAUGGGGGUGCGGGUGCUCGUUUAGGUGGGGGAGCUGGGAAGACCUUACUGAGGAAGAGACUUUUCUUUGAGAGGUGAAGAGGAGUUUAUUACAUUGAAAAGGCAGAGAGAGAGAGAUUUCCAGGCUGCGGAGAGUGUGAAGAUUCUAAGACAGGAAUAAACCUGGACAGUUGGAGGAACUCUAGGAGAAUCGGCCAAGGUGCUGGGAGGAGUUCAGAGAGGAAGGCAGGGGCCAGGUCACGCUGUGCACUUAGGGCCAAGUUCAGGAUCUCAAGAGCUUAUCACCAGGGCUCUGGGGAGGAGUUCAUGGAUUUGUGGCAGGGAAGUGUCAGGAGCCAGUUUAUGUUUCUAGAAGAUCAGCCGUGAAGGCUGUGAAAAUGAGAGUAGAGACGAAGAGAUUGGAGAGGUUCUGGCAUGGCCAUUGGGAGGCUAGAUAGAGGCAUGUUGGAGAGGUGAGACCUCAAGCCAGCUGGGACUGAGUGAGAAUGAGUACGGAGUGAGGAAGUGGAGAUCCUACAGGUGUAGGCCAGUUAUCUAAGGGAACAAACACAGGUGAGGGCAGGGGAGGUUUGGCGUCUACGUCUGUCCCUCUGUCCGUGUGGAAGGCGACUGUGGCCGAGGUUAGGGAGCUGAGACCAGCUCCUCGGUAAACCAACACACACCCAUCUCUGAAUGGGGAGUUAUACAAUACUAACACUUCUAGAAGAUUAGACAUUCCUUUGGCUUUGUCUCCAGUCGCUGAGACAGGCCUGCCUUAAAGCGGAUGGAAUGAAAAGCAGAAGCUUACAGUCCUACACGUGAUGCCAGAGCACGUCGGCGGAGGGCUCUGUCUCACCCAGACCUGUGAGAGUGAUUUCUCAGCGAUUGCUUCGGCUACAACCAGAGAACAGGAUUCUUUUCUUUUUGGCUGCUAAAUGCCUCUGUACCCCACACUUUCCAGUGAGGGGAGAAGGCUGGAGCUUCUUGGAUGAUGAUGGAUAUUCCGCUGGGCAGGAUGAGGGCAGAGUGUGUGACAUCAACACCACAAGGGGCCAGCGUGAACUCCCUCGUCUACCUUCCCAGCCAGCUCUCCACCGCCUGGAUCCACCAUGGUGUUUGGUGAGUUUUUCCAUCGCCCUGGACCAGACGAGGAACUUGUCAACUUGAACGUGGGGGGCUUUAAGCAGACGGUCGACCAGAGCACCCUCUUGCGCUUCCCUCACACCAGACUUGGGAAACUGCUUAGCUGCCACUCUGAAGAGGCCAUCCUGGAGCUAUGCGAUGACUACAGCGUGGCUGAUAAAGAGUACUACUUUGAUCGCAACCCCUCGCUGUUCAGAUACGUCUUGAACUUCUAUUACACGGGGAAGCUGCACGUCAUGGAGGAGCUGUGCGUGUUCUCGUUCUGCCAGGAGAUUGAGUACUGGGGCAUCAACGAGCUCUUCCUGGAUUCCUGCUGCAGUAAUCGCUACCAGGAGCGGAAGGAGGAGAACCACGAGAAGGACUGGGACCAGAAGAGCAACGACGUGAGUACCGACUCCUCCUUCGAAGAGUCGUCUCUGUUCGAGAAGGAGCUGGAGAAGUUUGACAAGCUGCGAUUUGGCCAGCUCCGGAAGAAGAUCUGGAUCCGGAUGGAGAACCCAGCCUACUGCCUGUCGGCCAAGCUCAUUGCCAUCUCUUCCCUGAGCGUGGUGCUGGCCUCCAUCGUGGCCAUGUGCAUCCACAGCAUGUCGGAGUUCCAGAACGAGGACGGGGAGGUGGACGACCCUGUGCUGGAAGGUGUGGAGAUCGCGUGCAUCGCCUGGUUCACGGGCGAGCUGGCCAUCCGGCUGGUUACCGCUCCCUGUCAAAAGAAAUUCUGGAAGAACCCCCUGAACAUAAUUGACUUUGUGUCCAUCGUUCCCUUUUAUGCCACGUUGGCUGUAGACACCAAGGAGGAAGAGAGUGAGGACAUCGAGAACAUGGGCAAAGUGGUCCAGAUCCUCAGGCUCAUGAGGAUUUUCCGAAUUCUCAAGCUUGCCCGGCACUCGGUGGGACUUCGGUCUCUCGGUGCCACACUGAGGCAUAGCUACCACGAGGUUGGCCUGCUGCUUCUCUUCCUGUCGGUGGGCAUCUCCAUCUUUUCUGUGCUUAUCUACUCUGUGGAGAAGGACGACCACACCUCCAGCCUCACCAGCAUCCCCGUCUGCUGGUGGUGGGCCACCAUCAGCAUGACGACCGUGGGCUAUGGAGACACCCACCCGGUCACCUUGGUGGGAAAGCUGAUCGCCAGCACGUGCAUCAUCUGUGGCAUCUUGGUGGUGGCCCUUCCCAUCACCAUUAUCUUCAACAAGUUCUCCAAGUACUACCAGAAGCAAAAGGACAUCGAUGUGGACCAGUGUAGUGAGGACCCGCCAGAGAAGUGUCAGGAGCUCCCUUACUUUAACAUUAGAGACAUUUAUGCUCAGCGGAUGCACGCCUUCAUCACCAGUCUCUCUUCGGUGGGAAUCAUGGUGAGCGACCCUGACUCCACAGACGCUUCAAGCAUUGAAGACAACGAGGAUGUUUAUAACACAGCAUCCUUGGAGAACUGCCCCCCAACGUGAGCAGGGACCUUUGUGCCUGGACCGCGUGUCCCUUCCCGAUGUUAGGUUAACACAGCUUUAUCAACCUCAAUGGGUUCGUUAAAAUCAUUUACUUCUCAGGGUGUACUCUUCAGCCAUAGUUGGACAUUUCAUUGCUCUGAAAUUACAGAAAUGUCUUUAUUUUUCUCAGUGAGGCGAAUGAAAUGCCUUGCUCUGAAAUUUAUUUUUUACAAGAGAGUUGUGAUAUGAUUUUGAUUUUGCAAAAAAAAAAAAAAAAUUAUGGUAUAUGGUAUUAGGUGGGAUUUCUUGCUCCGGCUUCUGUAUCAUUCUGUGUUUAUCAUUUACUCACAUUGAGCUAACUGACAAGUAGAAUCAAAGGCCCAGCUGGAGGCUACAUGCAUGUAAGAUCCACAAAAUGAGACAAUGCAUGUCAAUCCAUGUUCACAUUCUAGACAUGGACAAUAGGAGCCUAAUAAAUUGCCUAAUUCAGUACAGAGAAU
This is a messenger RNA of Bubalus bubalis (water buffalo), 3466 nucleotides long. RefSeq names its product potassium voltage-gated channel modifier subfamily S member 3 (gene KCNS3). The record is from RefSeq and is a predicted model, not a curated record. Gene Ontology annotation, biological process: protein homooligomerization; potassium ion transmembrane transport. Gene Ontology annotation, molecular function: voltage-gated potassium channel activity; protein binding. The transcript has 4 exons. Gene Ontology annotation, cellular component: membrane; voltage-gated potassium channel complex. NCBI's taxonomy places the organism in Eukaryota, Metazoa, Chordata, Mammalia, Artiodactyla, Bovidae. The coding region runs from base 1512 to 2987 and encodes 491 amino acids.